This is a messenger RNA of Entelurus aequoreus (snake pipefish), 1330 nucleotides long. Its product is annotated as homeobox protein Mohawk-like. Gene Ontology annotation, molecular function: RNA polymerase II cis-regulatory region sequence-specific DNA binding; DNA-binding transcription factor activity, RNA polymerase II-specific. The transcript is spliced from 7 exons. The record is from RefSeq and is a predicted model, not a curated record. Gene Ontology annotation, biological process: cell development; muscle organ development; regulation of transcription by RNA polymerase II. Lineage: Eukaryota; Metazoa; Chordata; Actinopteri; Syngnathiformes; Syngnathidae. The coding region runs from base 143 to 1207 and encodes 354 amino acids. Gene Ontology annotation, cellular component: nucleus.
GAGCGGGGCAUGGGCGAGAGGACACUGGAUUACUGCUCUACACCGCGGACUGACUCAGGGGGAGGCAGACACAGUGGCGCACUGUGACGCACCCGAGGGGACGCUGUCGUUUUUGCGCAAGUCGGAGACUAUCUGGCCCAAGAUGAACACCAUCGUGUUCAACAAGCUGAGCGGACAAGUUCUGUUCGAGGAGAAGGCCAACGAGGUGGAGAUGAGCAGCAGAAACUACCUGGAAGUCAUGGACGGACAACAUCCGGACCUCCUGCCGGGCAACCAGACCAUCAGGGACAACCAGGCCAUCAGACACCGGCGGAACGGGGGUCGUCCGGGCGGCAGCAAAGUCCGACACAAGCGUCAGGCCCUGCAGGACAUGGCGCGGCCCCUCAAGCAGUGGCUGUACAAGCACCGGGACAAUCCUUACCCCACCAAGACGGAGAAGAUUCUGCUGGCUCUGGGCUCACAGAUGACCCUGGUCCAGGUUUCCAAUUGGUUCGCCAAUGCCAGGAGACGUCUGAAGAACACGGUGAGGCAGCCCGACCUGAGCUGGGCGCUCAGGAUCAAGCUGUACAACAAGUACGUGCAAGGCAACGCUGAGAGACUGAGCGUCAGCAGCGACGACAGCUGCUCAGACGACGGGGACAACCCUCAGAGGAGCCAGAGCGUCCCCGGGGAGCUGACCAAGCCCAUGUACCAGAGUGUCAUCAAGAAGGAGGGCUCGGCCAUGAUGGGCAUGGCCAUGGGCAUGACCAUGGGAGCCGGCCUGCGCUCGGCCACCGACGCCGCCUCGCUGGCCGACGACUACGUGUCCCCGCCCAAGUACAAGAGCAGCCUGUUGCACCGCUAUCUCAACGACUCGCUGCGCCACGUCAUGGUGGCCAACGCCGUCAUGGACGCUCGCAAGCGGAACCACUCGGGCUCCUUCAGCUCCAACGAGUACGACGACGAGCUGCUCUCGCCGACCUCCUCCGAGGCCGAGGCCAACUUUGUUUAUCGCGCUGAAACCACCGAGCACGGAUCAAGUAAAUGUGACAUCGUGGGCGCGGCGCACAAAGAGAAGGGCAAAGACGAGACGUACUGGAAAGAGAUCAACGCCGCCAUGGCCCUCACCAACCUGGCGCAGGGCAAGGACAGCGGCACCACCAGCUGCAUCAUCCAGAAGUCCUCCCACAUAGCGGAGGUCAAGACUGUCAAAGUGCACAAGUAUUAGCGCAGAUGCAAACAAACAUUCCCCCUCUCUAAAGUACAAACUCUCCAUUGUGUUGAAGAGAUAGGCUCCAGCACCCCCCCGCCGCCCCAAAAGGGACAAGCGGUAGAAAAUGGAUGGAGUUUU